Molecule: messenger RNA, 1073 nt
Organism: Suncus etruscus (white-toothed pygmy shrew)
Lineage: Eukaryota; Metazoa; Chordata; Mammalia; Eulipotyphla; Soricidae
Product: surfeit locus protein 1
Exons: 9
Coding region: 26-940 (304 amino acids)
Biological process (GO): mitochondrial respiratory chain complex IV assembly
Cellular component (GO): membrane; mitochondrion
Source: RefSeq, a predicted model, not a curated record
UGUCCCGGAAGUGCUCGGGAGUAAGAUGGCGGCGUUCAGAGCACGGUGCUACCUGGACCUGCGGCUGUUGGCCCUGGGGCGGCGGCAGCGGGCGGACCCAGUCCCAGCCGUCAGAAGCGUCGUCGGGGUACCCCCGCACUCAGGAUGGAUCUGGACACUUUGCCGGAGCCGGAGCUCAUUUGCACAGGCUUCUGCCUCCAAGGCUGGGGAAGACUCAGCCCUGCGGUGGCUCCUGCUCCUCAUCCCUGUGACCGCCUUCGGUCUAGGUACCUGGCAGGUCCGACGACGAGAGUGGAAACUGAAGCUAAUUGCAGAGCUGGAGUCCCGCAUCAGGGCUGAGCCCAUCCCACUGCCGGCAGACCCGCUGGAACUGCAGAGCCUGGAGUACAGGCCCGUGAGAGUCCAUGGGUACUUCGACCACUCUAAGGAGCUCUACAUGAUGCCCCGCACUCUGGUGGACCCGGCGCGUGAAGCACGGGAGGCGGGCAGGCUCUCUUCUUCUGCCGAGAGUGGAGCUUAUGUCAUCACCCCCUUCCACUGCACAGAGCUGGGAAUCACCAUCCUAGUCAACAGAGGGUUUGUCCCCAGGAGAAAAGUGAACCCUGAGACUCGGCUAAAGGGCCAGGUUGAAGGGGAACUGGACCUGGUUGGGGCUGUGCGGCUGACUGAGACCAGGAAACCUUUUGUGCCUGAGAACCUCCCAGAGCGGAACCAGUGGCACUACCGGGACCUGGCUGCCAUGGCUAAGCACACGGGUGCAGAACCCAUCCUUAUCGAUGCAGAUUUCCGGAGCACAGUGGCUGGAGGCCCCAUUGGAGGUCAGACCCGAGUGUCCCUGAGGAAUGAGCACCUACAGUACAUCCUCACAUGGUAUGGCCUCUGUGCAGCUACAUCCUACCUGUGGUACCAGAAGUUCCUACGCCGGACACCUGGAAUAUGAUAAGCUCAUUUGUCCUGCCCACCCCAGAAUGCAGAGUCAAGGAUAGAGGGGACUGGCUCACACCACUUUUGAGAUCAAAGGCUCCCAUUUCUUGAGUCCUGUUUCAGAACCAAGGAACUCCAAACCAUGAGGC